Molecule: messenger RNA, 5640 nt
Organism: Pocillopora verrucosa
Lineage: Eukaryota; Metazoa; Cnidaria; Anthozoa; Scleractinia; Pocilloporidae
Source: RefSeq, a predicted model, not a curated record
AUGGACGAAGAAGGCCAAGAAUACAACUCCAGCUCUGAUUGCGACUCCUAUACUUCCGUUUCCGACUCGGAAAAUGACAGAGAUGAAGACGACGAUGGUGUAGAAUUCUCGGAUCGAGAAGAUGGAGAGCCUCAACACGAAGAUGAAAGCUCAGAGAGCGAUGAAGAAGAGGAAGAACUGGAAAAUAAAAAAGUAUCAUUAUUCGAUGAGAUUGCAGCCUCAGAAAUGCCGACGGCAGAAGAUUCUGGUGAAAAUGAUCCUAAACCGAGACCCAACAUAGACGUGAAUAUACUCCGUAUUAGUAAAUUCUAUGACAGUCCAAAAGUUAGGCCACAAUAUCUCAACAUUCUGACAGACUUUGCUGAUGCGGAGAUUUUCCUGAUUGACGGCGACUCUUUGCUGUUGGAGCUUUUUUGCCAAAAUAGCCUAGACUGGACACAUGGCGGACAGUUUCUACAUCUCACCUAUCUACUUGAACGCUUCCUCAAGCAUUUUACAGAUAAAGGUGGUGUUUUCCACGUUGUCUUUUUCGAAGAAAUGGAGAUCAUCUGGAGAAGUCGACCAUCCAUGCUGUUGGCACGACAAGCUUUAAUUCUUCAUCUUCAGCACAACACGCCUUUCACAAUUGAGACAUCAAUAGCGAGUGUUUGGGACAAGCAUUGGAAAGAGUACAUCGAUCGAAACAUUCCCGCAUUUCUGAUGUUAACGGACGCGGAAAAUGUUCCAUGGAAAAAGACUGGAGAGACGAAAAAGCUACAUGUGACAGUGGAGUUUUUCUUCCGCUGUAUUCUGUUACAUUGUCUUGGACAAGGAUUAAAUUGUGUCUUUAUCUCAGGUGUCCAGAUGACCGCGACAAAAGUGAUGGGAUAUUACAACGAGUCCACGUCAGAACAUAGAUUAUUCCAUAGGAAGCAUGGUGAAGCAGUCCAUAAUACAUGGGAUUGGUUGAUGAGGUAUUGGCGCCGUCAAUGUACUCAGGAAAACAUCACCGGAUGUGAAGUAACAGACAAUCAGAUUGAUUUCCAGUCAGAAGUUGAAGUUGCUCUUCGAUCUCCACCGCAGGGUGGAUGUCGGGAGGUUGCCACAAUCCUUACUUGUGUGCAAGUCCUCUUUCAACUACUUCACAACGACAACAUCAGUAAGGAUACGAUGAAGAUUGCUGAGGAUAAGGUCAAACUUUUCCUUCUUCAAUCUGCACUUCUAAAGAAACUUCCGUUAAUGUACAGAGCCCAAAACGUAAACAGUUCUUUGUUGGACGAAUUCUGCAAAGCGAAAGAUGGCAAAGUUUAUCCCUUUCACGAAAUCCAUACAAGUUUAUGGCAGAUUUUGAAAAUGAUACAAUCAGCUUUGAGAGAUGCUUAUAAAGAAGACAGUGCCGCAAAUGUAUUAGACAUGACUUCAGUGGCAGAUUUAAUGGACGGACGCCUAUUCCAUACUCUCUUCUGGCAUAUCUUGAAACAGAUGUCCCAGGGAUCAAAAGGUCUGUUUCUACCCCAGGAUGUUAAACGAGAUGUUGAGUGUGCAUGGGAGAAAGUUGUCGCUCUUGUGAACGGAUCAUGUCAUUCAGAUUCUCUACAAAAUCAAUUUUUUCCUUUGUUUGACGGAAGUUCUACAAGCCUUUAUCAGGAGGAAGGUACCGUCUGGCUCUGUCAAAAUCUACUCAAUGAGAUUAACGACCAUCGAGUGAAAUUAUCAGUGUUUGUUUCAGGAACAAGUCCAGAUCAUUACUCCGGCGCGAAGCUCAAAAGGCUACUUGACGUUGGAAGUACUCUUGUGAGUGAGUACGUUGGUGAUAUUCGAUCAAGAAUUAACGCCAUGGCUGGAGGAGAGACCGAAGACGAAGUGUUGAUGAUUGGCAAAGAAUUUGAUGAGCAGUACCACUGGCAUUCUCUCAGGCCACUAACUGAUGAUUUCGCCAGGACAAAGCAGACUUUUGCAGAUAAGCCCCCGACUGAUCCCAAAGAAAGAAAGUGGUAUUCGAAACAAAGGGAUAAGUACUUUCGCUAUCAAAAAUUGUACGGAAACUCCCUUGUUGGUGGUUUCGACAAAGCGAAAAGUAUAAUCGUCAAGAAAGAGGUCCCAAAUAAGAAGAAAGGAAAGAAAAAGGAUGGAAAGACGGGAGGAAGCGCCAAACGAAUCAUCGAGCAGAACAAAAAAAAACGCAAAGAUGAAGAAAGACUAAAAGAUAAAGAAAAAUGGAGCGACAUUCUUAUAAACAUUGACAAAAACUUGAAGAAGGAUGACUUCAGCACUGUUUUGCAAUUAGUCGAUAAGUAUCUCGCAGAUUGCAAAACUCCCAAACUUCAUCUCGAAGCGCUGAUGAAAAAGGCACAAAGUUGCCUUGUAGCCUGGCAGCAGACAAGGGCUGCUAACGCCGGAUCUAAUGACAUGAAAUAUCCUGUGCUGCUGCUAAAGAGUGUUCAGAAAAUGGCUGAAGACUUCCACAGCCUUCUCACCGACAAAGACAAAAAGAAACUGGCUGGAUUUAUGCGGAAGCUGGGAUUCGAUGACAUCGCAGCAACGCUUUACGAUCUACCUGAAGAAAGUGAAAGAAAAGCUCAACAGCUAUCGGUCCACACUACAAGCGCAAGAUUCCAACUUGACUGCAUGGGUCAUUUACUCAAGCGGGAAACAAGAACUGAUCGUGACCAGAGGGUUGACCACUUCAUUCCAGAUACAUGGCAGCGUGAACUUCUUGACGCUGUGGAUAAGAACGAGUCAGCGGUAAUAGUGGCACCCACCUCGUCGGGAAAGACUUUUGCCUCAUACUACUGCAUGGAGAAAGUUCUGACUCAAGACAACGAUGGUGUGGUGGUAUAUGUUUCCCCAACAAAGGCCUUAGUAAAUCAAGUUGCAGCAACAGUGUACGCUCGCUUUCAUCGUAAAGAGCUUCCAGGGGGAAGGGCAGUGUAUGGUGUUUUCACGAGGGAUUAUCGAUUAAACACGUUGAACUCUCAGAUCCUUGUUACAGUUCCUCAAUGUUUGGAGAUACUUUUUCUCUCGCCCCGUAGACAGGAUUGGACAAAAAAAGUUAGAUACGUAAUCUUCGAUGAGGUUCACUGUCUUGGUCAAGAGAUUGGAGCUGAAGUCUGGGAGCAUCUUCUUCUUCUCAUUCGCUGUCCCUUUCUGGCGCUUUCGGCAACCAUUGGAAAUCCAGAUGACCUUACAAAGUGGUUGCAAGCCGCUCAAAACUUUCGAGAGCAGCAAGACAAACAUGAAAAUGGCCAGAUGAGAAAGUCCUACAGAAUCAGACUAGUUAACUUUCAUGAAAGAUACUCAGAUCUGGAAAAGAGUGUAUACCUUCCGAGUCCCAGUAAUGGGAAAUUCUCUGAAGAGUCCAAGGAAUACAAGGGUGUUUGCGAUGUCAAAGCGACAGGAGAGUUUGUGAGACUUCAUCCUUGUGCUCAGCUCGGAGCAAAACAGCUACAAGAGAAUUCCUUCCCAAGAGAUAUGGAUUUCACCCCUCAAGAAUCUCUACAACUUUUUGACGUUAUGACUAUGCACUGGCCAGACAAAGAAUCCUUGCAGAAACUUUCCCCCGAGAAGUACUUUGAGAAAAAUAAGUUCAUUGACAAGAGCUUCGCACGACAGUACGAGAAGGACCUGAAGAGGGAAUUCAAGUCUUGGGCCGAUGAAAAACAUCUUGAGAAGGUUCAAGCCGUUAUACAGUCACUGAAUUCUGUUUUGGUGGAGAAACAGGCCUCGACUGAAAAGGAAUGGACCCAGCUAGGUAUGCCUUCGUCGGGAAAAAUUUUCAUUGAAAAAAAUUUCCCAAAGCUUGUGGAACAGCUAAAGGCUCAAGAAAAACUGCCCGCUCUGGUUUUCAGCUUUGACCGCAACUUAUGCGAAGUGUUGGCAUUUGGACUCGCUCAGCACUUUCGAAAUAAAGAGGAGGCUAUUAAAGGCCAGAAUGGCGGGAAAGACUUGAAGUUUGCCCUAAAGAGGUUACAAAAGGUGAACAAGGAAUCUAAAAGGCUGAGAGAUGGAGAGGCAGAGAGAGCAAAAGAAGAAAGAUUGGACGACCAAGUAAGACAACAGUAUGAGAAAGACUUUUCAUUCUUAAAUGAUCCUUUACCAGGCUGCACAUUAGCCUCUGUACACGAAAUUGGAGUCAAGGAUUUAAAGAAGAUCAUGGAUCGCAUUAGGUCUACGCCUGAGACCUCACGAUUUAAGAAAGCUUUAAGACGAGGAAUCAGUUACCAUCAUGCUGGACUGAAAAACACAUUACGUGGCACGGUGGAGAUGUUAUUUAGAAAGAAGUAUCUUCAGGUCGUUACAGCAACAGGAACCUUGGCCCUUGGUAUUCAUAUGCCUUGUAAAACGGUCGUGUUUGCUGGAGAUUCACCCUUCUUAAAUUCUUUGCAGUACAGACAGAUGUCUGGCAGGGCAGGUCGCCGAGGUUUUGACCCUGUAGGAAAUGUAGUGUUUUUUGGAGUUCCUUACCGUAAAGUUCAGCGUCUUAUCACAGCCAAUGUUCCAAAGAUUGUUGGGAACUUCCCCAUUAACGUAUCACUGGUGUUGCGCUUGCUUCUGAUAACAUCAAAGGGAGAUGAUCAAAAGGAUGCUCUCACAAAGGCUCUCUCACUGCUGUCGCACCCUUUUAUCUCCAUUACUCACCCCGAAAUGGAGAGCCAGAUCAAGAAACAUUUCUUAUUCUGCGUCGAGCUUCUUACCAGAUUGGGUCUUGUAAAACAAGAAAACGGCGCUCCUCUACAGAUGGCAGGACUGGCGACACACCUUCACUAUCAUGAGCCCUCAAACUAUGUGUUGGUCAGUUUUCUUCAACGCGGUCUCUUCCACAAGAUUUGUGAGCCAGGAGAGAAUGGAAAAUUCUCAGACGACGUGUUGAGGAAGAUGGUGCUCGUUUUAAGCCACUUGUUCGGCAGACGAUCCCUUCACGCUUCAUACAAACGAACGGUCCAUUUAUGCUCGACGUCAAAAGUAAUUUUGGAGGAUCUUCCAGAUGAAUUUGCUUCAGCUCUAAGAGAGUACAACCGCCAAGUCACAGAUGUCUUCAGUCAGUACCUCACUACGGUGGCUGCAGACCUCGAAAGGGAAAGAGGAGAGGAGAACAAACUUCCUUUAUCGGGCAUAGAAUUUCCAAAGGAAGCAAGUGUUGGUGACGAUGACAAGCACGAUAUUAUCAAAAGGCUCGUGUCCUCAUCUAUACCGUACUCCGCCUGCUCUUCCUUCGCUGCAUUGUCGGGAAAUUCAGACUUUCAAGUGCAUUCUUCGAGCGUAGCCAAAGAGAACGUGACAGUUCAGCUUGAUGAAGAAAAUGAGGAAGAAGAACCAAUUGAUCAUCUCCUUGAGAUUGUUCGACAAGAUGUUUAUACCGACAUCAAUGUUGUUCCCAUCCUCCGUCUGAAAAAAUGCAACUCAGUUGGAAGUGCUCUGCCCUUGAAUGCUUAUGCUCUGGAUUUUUUCAAGCACGGGUCUGUUAAAGCCAUUGGGAGAGAAAACGGAAUCAAGGCUGGAGAAGUUUUUCAAAUAUUAAAGGAUUUUCUCCUAACCAUCAAGUCAAUCAGUACUUCUCUUGAAGAGCUGGGUCCCGAGGAGGACAAUGUGGUAGUAGCUUUCAAACAGCUCGCCGAGGAGUAUGGAAACAAGUUUAGUAAGCAGUUUAAUGCGGACAUUUGA